CAAGCCCCAAACAAGCAUUUCAAAGCUUUCCCAAGUCGCGUCCAUCUCCUCCAGUAAAUUUGGGGUUUUGAGGUAUAGAGGUUGAGAUCUGUUGCCUGCAAGUGAGUUUCACGAUGAGUAGACAUAAUGUUACAGAUGGGUUUGCAAAAACCCGUCCGGCUCUAGCGGAUGUGAGUAAUCGGAAAAGAGAGUUCUCAGCUGUUUCGGGUGAUCUAGGGCUUAAAUCUGCACAUGGGUAUGGAAAAAAUGUGGCUGGUGAAGAUGGGGAUUCACAGUCUGCAAAGCAAGUGUGUUUAGGAGUUGGGAAUUUAGCCAAAGAGGAAAGUGAAAUCAAGUUUGGAGUAGAUGAUGGUGAAAAGGAGUUGUCUUUUACUAGCAGUAAGGUUGGUACUUCACGGGCGAAUAUUACAUCUGUUGUUGCGAAUUUACCUGAUGAAAGUAAGGAGGCAUCAACUUUUCUUGACGACAUUGUCCAACUUUUUAAAGGUGACACAGUACAACAAAGUGUUGUGGAGGUUGGUGAUGCAACAGGGGAUAGUUGCAUGUCUAGUGUUUCGAUGCCCGCAUGCUCUGGACCCUCCCAGGAGGAUUGUUGUGAGGUUGGAGGGAAGUGUCAAGAUGAGGAAGGAAGACUCACUUCUGGUGUUACACAAAGCAAAUCCAUACCCGAAGGAUUAGUCACGCGUGUUUGCAAGGACAAUGAAAAUGAUGUUGGUGUUGGUAAAUUGGCCUCGAGCAAUUACGGGUCUAUUGAGCGGUCAAGAUUACCUAAGUCACAGAGUUCUAAGUUCCAUGAACUGGAAAGAUGCACAGGACUUAAGAGUGAUAGUUCUGAUAACAUAAAUGCUGGUGCUGAAUUCCUCAAAGGCUGCUCUUGUCCAUUUUGCUUGAAAGCUGCUUAUAUUUGGUCGGACCUCCAUUACCAGGAUAUAAGGGGUCGAAUAGCUGUAUUGAAGAAGAGUCAGAAAGAAACAAGCAUCUUGAUUGAACAAAAUUGCAAGGGAAAGGGGACUAAUGUUCAGGACCAAGGAAAUUUCAACAAAUUAUCAAAGUCAGAAUCUGAUCUCACGGGUCACUGGAGGUCACUCUUUAUUCAUAUGGAGGAUAUCCUUGCCCGUGAAAGCAACCAGCUUCAAGCUAACUUUGUCAAGCUAAAAGACUUGAGAGAGAACUGUAAGACGGAUCUGGAGAUGAUCAAUGGAAAGACUUCAGACAAACAUUAGUGUUCUGGUGAUUGUAAGAAUGUGUAGUCACACUUAUUUGGUAGUUUGUCGUGUAUUAGCAUGCAGAUGCAUGUGCCCAUGUGUGGUCCUGGGGUUUUAGAGAACUUCGAGUUCUUACCUUAUAGAAUCUGUAAAAUACCCAUUAUAUCUUGUUUUCAUGAUUAUCAUGCCAGAACAAAAACCUUC
Molecule: messenger RNA, 1409 nt
Organism: Corylus avellana
Lineage: Eukaryota; Viridiplantae; Streptophyta; Magnoliopsida; Fagales; Betulaceae
Product: DNA-directed RNA polymerase subunit beta
Source: RefSeq, a predicted model, not a curated record